AUGACCAAACGCAAAGCUCAAGAUGAUCCGCCAGCUCAGCGACGAACACGAGCGGCGAAGCGUCACGCCGCGUCUCAGCCAGUGUUUGCCGUGCCACAGAUGCUGGAGAUGAUACUGCUGCACGUUUCAAUGAAACAGCUAUUCGUUCUGCAGCGCGUCAACUCGAACUGGCGCGACAACAAUUCCAAAUCGCCGGCCCGGCAAAUGAAGCUGUUCCUGCAGCCUUCAGCGAGGCCAAUCCGACCGGUGUUGAGCGAAAGCGAGAAUGAAGAGAACUUCCAGCUAUACACCACCAACCUCAGACUUAACCCAGCGGCUGGUAUGUGGCGGAUCUGGGGCGACCCGAAGCAUGCGAUCGUGGGCAAGGACAAGACGACCAACGUCGGAGCCUGGAUCAUCGGACAGAUGGAUGAGAGCGAGAUUGCUGUCUUCUUCGAACUCGGCACGUUCCAAUCUCUCAACCACUACACCGCACGCCAGCAGCGGACCGGAGGCCAGUCUUGGGAGAAGAUGUUGCUUCAUCAGCCACCUGUUGUCGUAGUGCAGCUGACGCACCACAUCGAGACCGAGACUGGGGAGGACUCGGUCGAGCACCAUAUCUGCAACCAAGCAGGGUUGACGUGGGGCGACCUUCACCGCGGGGUGGAAGAGUUUGAGGUUCAGUAUCGCCAAGAGAGAAGGAAAGAUGUGCCCAACGGAACCGUCAACUUGGGUUUCCGGGCUGGACUGGGAUGGGUUGUGUGGGUGCCUGAGGAUGCUCCAGGAGGAGCAAGAUUACGAAAGUGA
Zasmidium cellare ATCC 36951 is the source of this 786-nucleotide messenger RNA. RefSeq lists its product as uncharacterized. Lineage: Eukaryota; Fungi; Ascomycota; Dothideomycetes; Mycosphaerellales; Mycosphaerellaceae. The coding region runs from base 1 to 786 and encodes 261 amino acids. The record is from RefSeq and is a predicted model, not a curated record. The transcript has 3 exons.